AUGCCACAAUCUUUUCCAGAAGAGGCAAAUAUGGGCGUAUGUUCUCCUAUAAAGUCAGGAAAUACACCAGAUAAUUCCAAGCAUGUAAAAUCUGUAGACUCUUCUACAUCUAUUUUUAUGCCUGAUAGAAUACCUUUUAAAAGUGUGCAUUCUGCUGGAAUGAGUGAUGACAAAUGUAAGUCAGACAGCACUAUAUCAAAGCUUUCAAACUCACCAAUUGGGCCUUCAUUAAAUGCCAGUUUAGAGAAAACACCCAAGUUCAAAUUCAGAAAAUCUACCAACACACCAAAACCUAAGAAGCACAGAAAUCCGAGUGAUAAAAAGUUUACAGAAAGUCCCAGAGGGUGUGAUAACCGACAACAUCAGAGAAAUUUGCAAAGUACAGACAGGUGA
This is a messenger RNA of Lymnaea stagnalis (great pond snail), 393 nucleotides long. NCBI's taxonomy places the organism in Eukaryota, Metazoa, Mollusca, Gastropoda, Lymnaeidae. The record is from the annotation of a GenBank genome assembly.